Gymnodraco acuticeps is the source of this 2808-nucleotide messenger RNA. RefSeq lists its product as uncharacterized. The record is from RefSeq and is a predicted model, not a curated record. The transcript is spliced from 12 exons. Gene Ontology annotation, molecular function: nucleic acid binding. Lineage: Eukaryota; Metazoa; Chordata; Actinopteri; Perciformes; Bathydraconidae. Bases 448 to 1377 code for a protein of 309 amino acids. Gene Ontology annotation, biological process: DNA integration.
GAACUGUACUACAUCUGCAGGUGCAAACAAAAUAAAGCUGAGCACCUUGCCAAAGUGGUCUCUACUGCUGAAGAAGCAAACCACGUGUUUGAGGAGUUUCACUGCAGCAAUAUUGGUGGACACUGUGGACUGGAGAAGACUCACUGUGCUCUUAUUGCUCGGUACUAUUGGCCUGGCAUGGAGAGUGACAUACGCAAGUGGAUUGCUCAUUGUCCACAGUGCCAGGCCAAGAGAGCCAACAUUAAAGAAAAGCUGGAGUACAGUCCGAUAGAGGUUACAGAGCCUUUUGAACUGGUUGGGAUGGACUUAGUGGGUAAACUCACAGUAACUGAUGGUGGCAACCAGUACAUAUGUGUAAUGGUUGACUAUUUCACCAAAUGGGCAGAGGCCUACCCACUUAAAACUAAAACAGCAGAAGACCAAUUGUAUCCUUGAUUUAUUUUACAAAUGUGGUGCACCUCAAAGACUGCUAACAGACCAGGGCUCUGUGUUUUGCAACAAGGUAUAGUGUUGAUGCAGUAUGAAUCCCCAAUAUGUAACUGUAGUUGCUGUGCUACCCUAUUGUUUGUUUGUCCUAAUGAUAAUUUCAAGCUCAACUCUGGCCUGUGUGAGACGCUGAACAUAAAAAUAAUCCUGUGCUCUGCGUACCACCCACAGACCAAUGGCCUUGUGGAGAAAUUGAAUGGCACUAUCCAGAGGUCGUUGAACAAAAUAGUGGCUGGUCACCCUAAACGCUGGGACCAGGUUCUCCAGUCCACCAUGUUUGCUCUUCGGACCAAAAAACAGCUGACCACAAAAUACAUCCCCUACUAUUUGAUGUCUGGGAGGGAGGCUAGGUAUCCGUCAGAGGUGCCAAAGGAGUACCUGGUCAAAGAAGAGAAAGUCAGCAGGCUGGUCGAAAUGGAGGAGGUCCAUGAAGGCUUGAAGAAACAGGAGGCUGUAUUCACAGAGGUGAAACACAAUAUGAAAAGAAGCCAGGACAACGUCCGCAAAAGUAAAGUCAAAAAGGGCCAGGAGGACAACUUCCAAGUAGGGGAUCAGGUGUUGCGGAGGAAUGUGAGACAGGAGCAAAGAAAAGGGGGAAAGCUGGAGGAUGACUGGUUGGGACCAUUCAUCAUCCUGGAACUAGAGGGGGAAAAGGCCAUUGUUGGUAAGGGUGCAAAGAAGCUGCAGACCAAUAUUGACCAUUUGACACAUUAUUUCCAGCCAGAGGAGAGGAUCCCUGCCAAACUACAAAAGUUGUCCGAUCCCUCUCCUCUGGCUGGUCCACAACACACAAACACACAUCCACAGCACACAAACACCCACCACACAAACACCACAAGUGGCACCUCCAUCCAUGGACUGCAACGCCGAAAUGGCACCAAAGGAUCCUGAACUUUGUAAGUAAACAGACAGAAAGUACACUCCAAAUGCCAUUGCUAUAUUUACAGUAAUUCGACAAAUAUGGACAGGGAGGAGAAAGCAGACGCUCUGGUGCAAGUUUGGGCCAUAUAAAGUAUAUUCAGAAAACGUAAUGGACUUGGCCCCAGGGAAGUGGUUGGAGGGAGAGGUAAGUUACAAAACAAAGAAUAUUGGACUGAUAUUUAUUAAGUUAUUUUUGUACUCUUAGAUCGUCAAUUCAUAUUUGACUAUGGUGGGAAGGAAAGCUGGCGCUCUCCUGAUAGACUCCUACCUCAUGACGUCGCUCUGGGAGGGAAACCACAAAGGUUCUUUGAGAAGUUUGGACCUUUUCAAACAUGAUGUGGCAGUUGGAGCAGUCUGCCACCACGGACACUGAUUAUCAUGUACCUAAAGGAGAGGCGGUCCCUGUACUUGGACCCAUUUGGGGCCAUAGAAGCACAGAUCGAAAAAUGCAAGGACGUAACAAGAGCAUUGGUCCGCAAGAAGUGUCCGGCAAUAGGGAGAUGGGCAUGCGCAACCGUUGCUCACCCUAAGCAACAGGACUCGGCAUCAUGCGGGGUGUUUGUGUGCAAGCUUGCAGAGCAGAUAUUGUCUGGCCAAACAGUCGACUACCCUGUUGACCAGAAGGGUGUGGCCAUGUUGCGGCUGGACAUGGCAAUGUCUCUGGUGACAAAUUCAGAUGACCUAUCCCAGCUCUGUAGGGCUUGUGGGGAGCUCAGCUUGGGGGCUGACAUUGAUACGUGGGUAUGUAGAGAAACUCAUGUCCUGACCAACCUUCUGCUGGAAGACUGGGAUGCACCUUAGAUAGGUUACCUCCACAUCACUGGCUGAAGGAACAUACCAACACAGACUCCAAACAGAAAGGACCAUAGCUAAGAUGUUAACCCUAUAUCUGACACCCAUUGCCAUACUAUAUUGAGUGCACCACCUGUCAAAUGUGGCAUCACGUUGGAUGCAUGGGACUGCCCUCCACAGAGGACGAGUAUUUUUGCCCUGCAUGCAAGUCUUGAUGCCACAACACUUCCUGCGUCAGGUCGGAGUACAACCUGCGUCAGGAGCUGCUGAUCCAGUUCUACUCUAUCUACUUUCAACUCUGUUGACCCAUAAUCCCCCCCCCUCUCAAUCAACUUCCUCUUGACUGCCUUUUCUGUUUAUUUUAUUUUACUAUAUUCAUUUGUUUGCCUGUCCUUGUUUGUCUAUCCUCCAUCAUACUGUAAAGCGACUUUGAGUUGAAGAAAAGCGGUAUAUAAAUAUAAUGUAUUAUUAUUAUUACUCUGCAAUAAUUCAGUCUGUUCUCUGUACAUCCAUCGCUGUGUGAUUUGGGUCCCAAUAGGACAGAAAAAGGCUAUAUUCCUUGUAUGUCUACACAUGCCAAAUAAAGCUGAUACUGAAUCAUUACUAUCA